This is a messenger RNA of Caenorhabditis remanei, 1158 nucleotides long. RefSeq lists its product as uncharacterized. Gene Ontology annotation, molecular function: protein phosphatase regulator activity; calcium ion binding. The coding region runs from base 1 to 1158 and encodes 385 amino acids. The transcript is spliced from 5 exons. Gene Ontology annotation, biological process: protein dephosphorylation. The record is from RefSeq and is a predicted model, not a curated record. Gene Ontology annotation, cellular component: protein phosphatase type 2A complex. NCBI's taxonomy places the organism in Eukaryota, Metazoa, Nematoda, Chromadorea, Rhabditida, Rhabditidae.
AUGGAGGAUAAAAUGAAACUGAAGACUAUCGCAGAUUUGAAGUUUCCUUCAAUACCGUUUUCUCCAAUCGCCACAUCGUCGCCGAAGCUGACAAAAAUGCGUGUUCCUGACACAGAUCAAUCAUGGACAUCGUCUUCUGAUGAUUCCACUGGAAAUAUCGCUUCUUGUAUUCUUACAGGAAUCGAUGAAAUGCAUAUCCAUGAAUCAAAAAGCGGUGAUGACAGCACAACAUCAUCUUGUUCUGUUCACACAGCAUUGGAGUUUGUCGAUUUGCUCGCUUUCAAGAAUAAGACAACGUCAGAGAGAAUCACUCGUGAAGAACUCCGCGCUGCGAUUGUCGCCAACAAGAUGAGAUACACCGAUUCCUCGAAAGAAGAAGCUGAAAUUUAUGCGAAAGUGGUAACCGAGAGAAUUCUAUGGGCUGCUUGUCGAACAUGGAGCGGAACGAUACCUGUCGAGAGAAAAGAAGAUGUCAUCAAAUACGCUCAAUAUGCAAACGAUGACUUCUACAUGGAGGGUACCGCCCAACUCUGCACUGAAGAGCUACAACAGCUUAGCGAGGACUGGAAAUACGACAGGAAAACUGUUGGUACCUUCUGCGCAGAAAAAGGAAUGCCACCUUCAAUAAUCGAUAGGCUUUUCACCAAGAAUCUGGUACGACGAACAGACGGUGACUAUUUGGAUGAUAUUGAGAUGAUGUGGUUGCUGUUUGCCAUAAUUGGUACCGAUGAAUUGCAAACUUCGGAAUAUUGGUUUCGUGUACUUGAUGUGCAGUCUACCGGUGUUCUUUCUUUCACAGAACUCGAAAAUUUCUAUGCAGAUAUUACGAUUCUCCUCGAUAAAUAUGAUGUUAUUGCGCAACCAUAUUCAACUGUAAUCACUCACUUUAUCGAUAUUCUUGGAACAGACGAAUGGACGUUGGGAUCAUUCAAACGAAAUAUCAAGAUUGUUCAUAAAGUCCUCAACGGGUUCAUCAGCGCAUUACGCUUUCUUGAGCAAGAAUUAGAUGAAAAAACCAACGGCGAACGUCUCGAAGACCAGAAAUUCGGAGAAGGAGAACGAACACGUUGGCAACGCUUAAUUGAUCGGGCAUACGCCGUCGUCUACCAUCGAAACGAUUCUUCAUCUUCUCUUGAGUCAUCCAGCACAGACGAAUAA